AAACACUGUCGAAUUUAUAAGAAAUAAUUUAAAAAAACAUGAAAACCUUCUGGAUUUUGAGUUUCAUCUGCAGCACCAUGUAUCCAGUCCAACCCGGGAGACGCUGGGUUGCUGCACAAUCCCUCACAGAGUCAGGAGUUUAUCAGCCUGAUAAAGAGCUCAGUGUGGAUAUCGGAGACUCGGCGACUCUGCAGUGUUGUAUUUCUGAAAAAGUAUUUGGGAUGAUCGCCUGGUUUAAGCAACCAAACAGAAAAAAGCCUCAGAUUAUAGUCAGGGUGUAUAAAAGUGCUGGAGAAAGAUUUUCCAAUGAAUCCCAAAAGUCACGUUUCCAAAUAGAAAGAUCUUCAAACUGCUUCAAUCUGAUCAUUUUAAACAUCAUUCAGUCUGAUGAAGCCAUGUACUACUGUGCACUGACGGACUCCAGCCUUGUGUUUGCAGAUGGAACUUAUUUAAAAAUUAAAGGUGAACAUGUUACUAUUGAAUCAGAAACAUCUAAACCAGCUCUGGGUGAUAAUUCAGUGGGCUGUGAACCAACACUGCAUGGAAACAGCACUAACAUGAACACACAAGAGAAAACAGUGCUCGGUUUGGGAACGGCUUUGGGUUUGUGUGGGCUUCUGAUUUUCUGUCUCAUUUAUUUCUUCCUGAGGAGAAGAAAAUGGGAUAAAAAAGUUUCUCCAGGAACAGGACAGGUACAUGUGCAGGAAUCUGUUGGUGACAGUUUGACUUAUGAAGCUUCACAGAUGUUGAAGAGAAAAGUUAAACCUGGAGGACGGGAUGAUUUGGUGUACUCUCAUGUGAUGUAUGUGGAACUGUAAUAUUUAUCAUAAAAGACCCAGAACACUUUAGUGUUGUUGUUGUUAUUGUUUUUGUAUAAAUGAAUAUUUGUAAAAUAAAUGUCACACAUCUGAGUGUAUAUUGUAUCUCUCAAUGUUCUCAUUGCU
Molecule: messenger RNA, 944 nt
Organism: Neoarius graeffei (lesser salmon catfish)
Lineage: Eukaryota; Metazoa; Chordata; Actinopteri; Siluriformes; Ariidae
Exons: 6
Coding region: 39-818 (259 amino acids)
Biological process (GO): response to bacterium
Source: RefSeq, a predicted model, not a curated record